ACUUUCUAAUAUGCCAAAAAUAACUUUUUUUAUUUCUGGUUUACGAAAAGUAAUUUUCCAUUAAAAAAUAAAUAAGUGCUACAAGAAAUAAUCCAAUAAGCAAAAUCUAUAAAAAUAAUACAAACAAAAAUCUCUUCUAAUCCAAUCAUUAGUGAUUAUUUUAUAAAAUUAUUCUUGAUUUGAAAAUCUUUUUUGCUUGCUAUGGUCGCUUCCGAUCAUAGCCUUGGUCUCAAUUUAAAAAAUAGAUUUAUUUAGAAUUAAAUGAACUGUGAAAUGCCUCGCAACUGCAUGUAUGAUCAGUUAAAAUAACUAGGGUGCGGCACACGAGUAUCAUAAACAAAUUAUUUAAGGUGAAACCAUUUUACCACAAACAUACAAUCAAUUUAUACCUAAAAAAAUAAAAUUUUUAAGUUACAUAUUAACUGUAAUAUAGUUUUAAGGUAGUCACGAACUCGUCUCAAGUUUUCUCAAACAGCUGUUCGCAGGGAGUUGCCACAGUAUCGAGUUUCCUUUACUGGCAACUCCCCGCCCUUGCGCGUGUACUUUGUUGAAUAGUAUGAGUGCGGGCGAGUUGAAUUGGAGUAUUCAAAUUAAUUACGUGAAUCGCACUUAUCGUGGAAAAGCUGCUUGAAAGCUCGACGCGGACAGCUUAAACCUGUUAUCAACUAGCUUGUUGGGGAGCGUGAUUACUUGUUUUCGUCCAGUGUCGCUCCAUCGCUCAUUUUCGUUCCAGCAGUGUCGCAUUCAAGUUCUCCGAUCCGCUGUGUCUCUGAUUGCAUAUAUGUAUAUAUUUGCCUUCUGACCAGACUACAUAUAUUUCGCGAUUUGGUUGUGUAAACAACUGGCACCGCGUCCCGCGAAUCCAGAAUUCCCCGAACAAAAGUAACGAUCGGGUGUAUUAUCUGCGAAAACGAAGGGAAAAAAAAUCACACGGAGUGGCGCUGCUGAAAAACCCGUGAGUCACCGCGACGUGGCCCAAGAUAAUUUCCCCGUCGAAUAGAGACUUCGGGGAAGUACCUAAAAAACGAUUGGUCAGCAGCGAGGCAGCACGGGUCGUUGAAGAUCAUUAGUGGCCCGCUCGCCAAAUGCUGUGGUCGAGUUUCUGCGACGCAAUAGAAAAUCGGUAAAGAAAUUCAAGCAAAGAUGAAUCAAUACUAUGACCUGGACAAGGGGAAGAAUGUGCUGUUUAUGAACGAUGCCUCCAGCACAAGUGGAUACAGCAGCGGCAACUCACCGACCUCAACCACCCAGUCCUUGUCGCCCGCCCACUCCCCGGCCACCAUGGCCUUGCAAACGGAUUUCGCCAAUCUCAACUUGCCAGCCGGGAACUCACCACAUCAACCGAUGCAAAGUUCACCAUAUCAGCUGUUGAAUGGCGGUUUGACUCUGGACGCGACUAAUUUGUUAAAUUCCUCUGGUGUCCCGAACGCCAUGAAUUUUGGCAAUAUGUACAACAUGGAUCACCAGUACCACAUCUCGACAUCGGCUGCGGCGUCGCAAGUUCAACAAAACUUUGGCUACCAGUCGGCGCUUGGCAUGCUGCCACCUGGCGAUUCAAAACACGUGCCCCAGCUGAGAAUCGUGGAACAGCCAGUGGAGAAGUUCCGCUUUCGGUACAAGAGUGAGAUGCACGGCACCCACGGCUCCUUGAACGGUGCCAACUCGAAGAGGACCCCGAAAACAUUUCCGGAAGUCAGUCUGUACAACUACGAUGGUCCCGCCGUAAUCCGAUGCAGCCUAUUCCAGACGAACCUGGACAGCCCCCACUCGCAUCAGUUGGUGGUGCGCAAGGAUGAUCGGGAUGUGUGCGAUCCGCACGAUCUGCACGUGUCCAAGGAGCGCGGCUAUGUGGCUCAGUUCAUUAACAUGGGAAUUAUUCACACCGCCAAGAAGUACAUAUUUGAUGAAUUGUACAAAAAGAAGAAGGAUCGGCUGGUCUUCCAAAUGAACCGACGCGAGUUGUCCACCAAGCAAGUGCAGGAGCUGCACCAGGAGACCGAGCGGGAGGCCAAGGACAUGAAUCUUAAUCAGGUUCGCCUUUGCUUUGAGGCCUUCAAGAUCGAGGACAAUGGCGCAUGGGUGCCACUUGCGCAUCCGGUGUACAGCAACGCGAUCAACAACCGCAAGUCGGCCCAAACCGGAGAGCUGCGCAUCGUUCGGUUGAGCAAACCAACCGGCGGCGUCAUGGGCAACGACGAGCUCAUCCUGCUGGUGGAGAAGGUUAGCAAGAAGAACAUUAAGGUGCGCUUCUUCGAGGAGGACGAAGACGGCGAGACUGUGUGGGAGGCGUACGCCAAGUUUCGCGAGUCGGAUGUCCAUCACCAGUAUGCGAUUGUUUGCCAGACGCCUGCGUACAAAGACAAGGACGUGGAUCGAGAGGUGGGCGUGUCCAUUGAGCUAAUACGCCCCUCCGACGAUGAACGCUCCUACCCGCCCCUGCCCUUCCGCUACAAGCCGCGCGAUGCGAUCGCUUCGAGAAAGAGGCGACGCACCUGCUCCUCCGCCACCAGUAGUUCGGGCAACUCCAGUUCCAACAAUUCGUUCGAUUUCCCGAAGACCAUUGCAAUGGCUCAGCCAAAUGGAAAGCCCAACUAUUCGCAGCACGACAAAACCAUCAGUCAGGAGUUUGGACGGGACAAUCAUCUGGAUGAUCUGUUGAACUCUCCGGACUACCGCAAACUCAUCUACCAGAAUUCAGCCGAGCUGGAGAAAAUCUGUCAGUUGGGCGAGUUGGUCGAGCUGCAGCAUGGGGGCGAGCUUCAGAACGACGGCCAUGGCCGCUCAAUGUCGGACGUGCCUUCGGCAAGAAAUUUAACCAAUUACUACCUGAACGAAAUCUUCAAGAUCUUCGACGAGGAUCGACACGCCAAAUCGGAAUCGGCUCGUCGGCGGGUGGAGGAGCUGUUCACAGAUCACGCCCUGAAGAACGAGAACAAUGACACGUUGCUGCACGAGGUUAUUAGCUGCAAGAAGGACAACUUGAAGCUGGCCAUUAAGACCAUACAGGUUAUGAACCAUUUCAAGCUCAAUGAGCUGGCCGACAACGCCUUGAAUGCGGAUGGAGACAGUGCCUUGCAUGCGGCCUGCCAACAAGAUCGGGCGCACUACAUUCGACCACUUCUGGGACUGGGCUGCAGUCCCAAUCAACAGAACCACGCUGGGAACACGCCACUGCACCUGGCCGUCAAAGAGGAGCACCUGAACUGCGUGGACAGCUUCCUGAACGGAGCUCCCAUCAGAGCGGGAGAAAUAGAGCUGGACUUGACGAUAAAGAACGAUGAUGGAUUAACGCCCCUGCACAUGGCCAUCCGGCAAAACAGGUACGAUGUGGCCAAGAAGCUGAUCAGCCACGACAGGAGUUCCAUUAGCGUGGCGAACACAAAGGACGGAAAUAACGCUCUGCAUAUGGCAGUCCUGGAGCAGAGCAUAGAGUUGCUGGUGCUCAUUUUGGAUGCCCAGAACCAAUCUCUCGCGGACAUCCUGCAGGCAACAAAUGCCGCUGGAUAUACACCCAUACAGUUGGCCAGGUGCAAGGCCAACGAGCGAGUGGUGCAGCUCCUGGAGAAAGUGUAUCCGGAGAAGAGCGAUGUGGCUAUGACCUGGAUACCGCGGAAGGUGAAAGAGGAGAUUGACUCUUCCUCCGAUGACAGCAGCGAUGCUGGGCAGCUAGAAAUCAAGGCGGAGGAGAUGUACAUAAAAACGGAGGAUGAGGACUCCGUUGAAAUGGAUUUGAGCAGUCGAGGAAGUCGGGAAACGGAAUCAAGUCAAGACGCUGAAAGCGGCACUUCCCAAUGGCACAAACUCCAACACCUGCUCAAGAACCAUUCUGUGUACGAGCAGCUAAGUGCUAUGCUCGGUGAACCGGUGGGUCAUGGUGCCGAUGCCCAGGUGCCCAAAUGGAAGCUAAUCGCCCGCCAAUCCCAUCUGGAGAAAUUCGCCUUUCUGUGGGCCAGUGCUGAUGAACUGUUGGAUUAUAUUCUGGACAAUGCCGCUACCGUGGACUUUGGAGCAUUCGCCAGCGCCCUGCAAGUGAUAGAUCCCAAGGCCUACGCCCUGCUGGACCGGGAUUUACGUUAGUCUCCUCUCCAGGUUACAGGAACCACCUCUACAGGAAAAAAGUUGUGGUUUAUUUUGUAUUGAACAUUUUUAUCAAUAAAAUACUUUAGAUUUAAGAUAAUUAACACUUAAA
This is a messenger RNA of Drosophila ananassae, 4189 nucleotides long. RefSeq names its product nuclear factor NF-kappa-B p110 subunit (gene Rel). Gene Ontology annotation, cellular component: cytoplasm. Lineage: Eukaryota; Metazoa; Arthropoda; Insecta; Diptera; Drosophilidae. Gene Ontology annotation, biological process: non-canonical NF-kappaB signal transduction; response to cytokine; cellular response to stress. Gene Ontology annotation, molecular function: protein binding; DNA-binding transcription factor activity; DNA binding. The transcript is spliced from 2 exons. The record is from RefSeq and is a predicted model, not a curated record. The coding region runs from base 1144 to 4077 and encodes 977 amino acids.